Enhydra lutris kenyoni (northern sea otter) is the source of this 951-nucleotide messenger RNA. Its product is annotated as acrosomal vesicle protein 1. The transcript is spliced from 6 exons. The record is from RefSeq and is a predicted model, not a curated record. Bases 1 to 825 code for a protein of 274 amino acids. NCBI's taxonomy places the organism in Eukaryota, Metazoa, Chordata, Mammalia, Carnivora, Mustelidae.
AUGAAGAAGUUUCUCUUACUAAUGAGUCUUUAUCUGAUUGGAUGUGCCAGAGGAGCAUCAGGUCAGCCUGAUGAGCCUCCUGGCUCUAUGGAUCAUCAAGCUUCAGUUCAGCAAUUCUCAGGUGAGUACAUUUCACUUGGAAACCCUUCAGAUGGUGAGGCUUUAUAUGAGACUUCUGCAGGCGAGAGCACUUUAAGUGAGCAUUCUUCAGGUGAGCACACUUCAGCUGAACAUGCUUCCAGUGAGCACACUUCGAGUGAACACACUUCAGGAGAACACGCUACAGGUGAACACACUUCAGGUGAACGUGCUUCAGGAGAGCACACCUCUGGUGAACCUUCAGUUGAACAGUCUUCAGGUGAAAAGCCUUCAGUUGAACAGCCUUCUGGCGAACAGUCUUCAGGUGAAAAGCCUUCCAGUGAACUGGCUUCAGGUGAACAGGUUUCAACUGAAAAGCCUUCAGGUGAACAAGCUUCCAGUGAGAAGCCUUCUGGUGAACAGGCUUCAAGUGAACAACCUUCAGGUGAGCAGGCUUCAAGUGAGCAAGUUUCAGGCAUUCCACCAUCAAGCACAUUUUCAGGCCCAAUAUUAAAUUGCCACACAUGUUCAUAUAUGAAUGAUCAAGGAAAAUGUCUUCGUGGAGAGGGUGUCUGCUCCACUCAGAAUUCCCAGCAGUGCAUGUUAAAGAAGAUCUUUGAAGGUGGAAAACUCCAGUUCAUGGUUCAGGGGUGUGAGAACAUGUGCCCGUCUAUGAACCUCUUCUCCCAUGGAACCAGGAUGCAAAUUAUAUGCUGUCGGAACCAAUCUUUUUGCAACAAGCUCUAGAAGCCUGUGCCCUCGCUUCCUGCCCUGACUCAGGCAGCAAAAAUUCUCCAUCAUCGUACAGGGCUCGAUUUAUAUUUCGUUUCUUUCCCAGCCAAUAACUAAUCAUUUCUGCCUCUGCCUGAGUGU